Penicillium canariense is the source of this 1806-nucleotide messenger RNA. Its product is annotated as MFS transporter. Gene Ontology annotation, molecular function: transmembrane transporter activity. Bases 1 to 1806 code for a protein of 601 amino acids. The transcript is spliced from 2 exons. The record is from RefSeq and is a predicted model, not a curated record. Lineage: Eukaryota; Fungi; Ascomycota; Eurotiomycetes; Eurotiales; Aspergillaceae. Gene Ontology annotation, biological process: transmembrane transport.
AUGUCGGAAAAAGACGAACACGACCACGCAUCGACACACUCUGCUUCUACUUCGGAUGCCAGCUCCAACAUUGAGAACCCCGCAUCGCGGACACAGGCCCCUCCCGGAGGUCUUGCGGAGUCUAUCAAGUCAAGACUGAGGUCAAAAUCAAACCCGGAUGCACCAGAUCUUGACCGCGUCCACUCUGCGAGGUACCCAGACGACAACACUGUGUAUCACAGUCACAGUGACGACGACGAGACAGAUAAUUCAUCCGUGGCUGCCGAUGAUGCCGAUACUAUUUGGGAGGUAAGAGGCGGGAUCGCGAACGAGCGGGAUGUGGACCUGGAAAGAGGCCAGCAUCCAGCGUCGGAGCUAGAGAAGUCCACGACGGCACGAUCCACGAAAUCUCGUCGUGCUGGCAAGCUAGUAACAUGGGAUGGCCCUGAUGAUCCAGAAAACCCUAAGAAUUGGCCCAACAAGAAGAAAUGGGCUGCCACCAUUACUGUCUCCAUGUUCACUUUCAUUUCGCCCGUAUCUUCUUCCAUGGUAGCACCGGCCUUGACCACUAUCGCCGCGCAAUUCAACGUCACAGACCAAAUCGUCUCCCAGCUCAUGCUUUCUAUUUUCGUUCUUGCCUACGCCGUUGGCCCGCUCUUUCUCGGACCCCUUUCAGAGAUCUAUGGCCGUACCAUCGUUCUCCAGCUAUCCAACCUAUUUUUCCUGAUCUUCAAUAUCGGCUGUGGCGUGUCCCAGACUAAGACGCAGUUGAUCAUUUGUCGAUUCUUUGCAGGACUCGGCGGGAGUGCUCCACUCGCAGUUGGCGGCGGUGUUCUAUCUGACUGCUUCAAACCAGAAGAGCGAGGCAAGAGCAUCGCCAUUUACAGCCUUGCCCCGCUUUUAGGACCUGCCCUCGGCCCUAUCGCGGGCGGCUUCAUUGCUGAGAACACUACUUGGCGCUGGGUCUUCUACUCGGUGUCGAUUGCAGACGGGCUCAUCCAGCUCAUGGGCCUCUUCUUCCUGCGCGAAACCUACGGCCCUCGCAUCCUACGUACUCGAGCCAAGCGUAUCCGCAAGGAGACCGGCGACAACUCCUACCUAACCGAGGCAGAAAUGCAGAAGAAGACGCUCGCUCAAGUCCUCCGCGGGUCUCUUAUCCGACCUUUCCGUCUACUGCUCACCCAAUCCAUCGUCCAAGUGCUAGCUUUCUACAUGGCCUACGUCUACGGCAUCAUGUACCUCGUCCUCUCCACCUUCCCAGCUCUCUGGACAAGCGAAAAAUACUACAACGAGUCCAUCGGUAUCGGCGGCCUCAACUACAUUUCCCUUGGUGCCGGUUUCUGGUGCGGGUCGCAGAUCUGCGCCCCGCUCAACGACCGCAUCUACAAGCGCCUCAAAGCCCGCAACAACGGCGUUGGCCGCCCAGAGUUCCGCGUGCCCCUCCUCGGCGUCGCUGCCAUCUGCCUGCCCACUGGCCUCUUCAUCUACGGCUGGACCGCUCAGACACACUGCCACUGGAUCGCGCCCAAUAUCGGUGCCGCGAUCUUCGGCGCAGGCACUAUCAUUUCCUUCCAGUGCAUGCAGACCUACAUUGUCGACGCGUAUACACGCUUUGCAGCUAGUGCGCUUGCGGCAGGCGCAUUCCUGCGUUCCCUGGCGGGCUUUGGUUUCCCGCUUUUCGCGCCGUAUAUGUACGACAAGUUACAUUAUGGUUGGGGGAAUAGCGUGCUGGCGUUUGUUUCGAUUGCUAUUGGGAUUCCGGCGCCCAUCUUUCUAUGGAAGUUUGGCGAGUUGCUCCGGAAGAAGAGUACAUAUGCUGCCGGUUAA